AUGUCGAUAGAAACGGAACCCGAAACAACAGAUCUUCUUACUGUGAUUGUAAGUACGAUUCUUAUUCCUUCAUGGGCUGUAUUGCUUGCCUCUGGUUUUGCAUCAUGUUUCAUUAAUGUAUUCAUGAAUUGUUUCCUUUAUCAAGGUUCUAUGGGAAAAAUAAUACGGUAUAUGAGAGCAUUAUGCUCUACAAAAGAUGAUGAGCAUGGUGAAUAUGGGUAUCUACCGAUAGAAGUUGAUCCUUCUUUGGGAAAUUGGGUACUAAACAAUUUAGCCCACAACUUUACUUUCUUCCAACCAGAAGAGAAUAUGACACCAUCUUCAUCUAUUAAUCAACCAGAAGUUGUGGCAAAUGAGGCCUUACAGAAUUCAUUACAAUAUGUAAGACUUGAAGCACAACGUAUGGUUUUUGUUUAUAAUCCCAAGUAUAUGAUCAUAGCCACAGCAAAAAGCUUAAUAAUGUUAAUGAUAAUUCAGUAUCAUUUUGAUUUUAAGGGUGGUUGGGAUAGGCUAGUUGUUUGUUGUGCAGCCAAUCUGAUGAGUGGGUUACUUACGCCUGUAUUGGAGUAUGGUGCUCGCCUUUUACUCCCACUUGACCUUGAUUGUGGUAGAAAGGAUUUGGUUGUGGAACCCGAAGAGCCGAAAGACUCCGUGCUUAUUGUUGAAGUACUUGUUCAGAUUGGUAGACUGGAGCUUGAGGACCUUGAAACUGUAUUGAUCCAGUGUAGCACGUUCAUUGUUUUUGGAGCUGUUCUUUUGCCUGCAGCGGUAGUGUUUUGUGUGGCUGGUUUUAGUGCUUUUAUUUGGGUCUUUUCACCUAUAUGGCUGGUGUAUGCGUUGGUACGUUAUUUCUACUAUCGCUCUGCUAGCGUUGGAGUACAGGCAUCCAGUGGUAGAGGAGGUGAUGUGUUGUUUACACCUGCAGGUGAAUUUGUGAAGGCGGCACUGUUGAAGGUGAUGACUUUGUUUUUACUUCAAUGGACGAUUCAAUGUAGUUUCCUCUUUGGUUUGGUAUUACUGCAGGGUGGAAAAUAUGUGGAGGCAUUGCGCACAGAAGCGCAUUAUCAAAUAUUGGGUUGGUAUAAUCCAAUGGAGAUGAACCAAUUCCAGUUUCUUUGCUUUGUAAGCCAAGUUUUUUUCUAA
Molecule: messenger RNA, 1143 nt
Organism: Trypanosoma theileri
Lineage: Eukaryota; Euglenozoa; Kinetoplastea; Trypanosomatida; Trypanosomatidae
Exons: 1
Coding region: 1-1143 (380 amino acids)
Source: RefSeq, a predicted model, not a curated record